UUACACUGCGAUGAGCCAUGUAACAAACGUGUUUUUCUUUUGUAAUUUCUUGUGCUCGCUUCUUGCUAAUCGUUUUACAUGCGUUUAUAUGGAUUUUACAUAAUAAUUACAACUUCUUUCGCUGCUUUCUUUCUAUAUUAUUUUUGUUUUAACUAAAACUAAGAAAAAAAGUGGUAACAAAUGCCAAUACUAGAUUAUGUAAAUUAGGUAAAUAGUAGAUAAUUAUUAAUAAGAUAUCUGUUUCUUUGACAUGUAGUUGGUCGUUUUGACGUUGACAUGUGACUUUGAACAAACUUUUCAGACUCAACGUCGUUUUCUUGAUUGUCGCACAGAGAGAUGGUGGUUUGUUUUCGCCUUGUUCUAAUUACGACGUGCGAAAGAUAUAAUUCAGCCACAAUAAAUAUAGGCAAAUUAUCAAAGUAAUAUAAAGCGAUAUUCGCACAUUAUAAAGAAAUUACAACAUCUAACGUUGAAAUAUAAUUAUAUCGAUGACAAAGUAAUACUUUGAGGCGGUGAUGUAGUGUUUAAAGUUACUGAAGCUGACAGGGGAUUGUAACGCUUCACUGAGCACAACAGCCGGAGGUAUUUAACCACUGGUGAGAAAAAAUGUUAAGAUUCAUCCAAAAAUCUGUUUUCGCAGCUGCAACUGGGACUGACUGCCUUUUUGCCUGUGCGAAUGUCUGAUAGAGAGUUUCAUGUGUAACAAGUUGAUAAUUAAAACAUCGUUAUAUGUGAGAUUAACUUCGGAUACCUUGCGUUUCUUAGAUCCGGAAUUUAUAUAUACGUUUAGGGAAAACAGUUUUAAUAUGUUGUUUCAUUAACUCACGCCGGGAAGCUACAAUGCAGCUUUUGUGAUAUUAAAAGAAUCAUAUAAUGUUGCUAGUUACACAAAGAAAUAACAUGAAAUUGGAUAUUUACAUUUUUGUUUUAUGGUUUGUGUUUUUCUUAAACGCCGAUGUAAAUGCGGCGCGCUAUUAUCGUCAUAGUGGAAGUGAGGGUCUAAGAGGCGAAUUGGACAAAGUCCAAAACGACUGUCCAGUACAAUGUCGAUGUAUCGCGCUCGCCCAUCUAAGUUAUAGGGACAUGGCAGAAAGAUGGUUGUCUAUGAGACGGAUGCAUGGUGUUCAGACAACUUUCAAAGGAACAGAGUCGCCGGUAUGGAAAGAGGAAGCCAAAAAUUUACAAGGACGAGAUGUUGUUUGUAUGGGAUUGAACAAAGUACCACGACCUCUCCCUAACAGUGUAAAAAGGCUGACACUGUUUGGAGAUAGUAGCAGCGUGACUGAUAACGGACAAACACAGAUAACGUAUAUUCGAGAGAGCUCAUUUGAAAACGGAGAGACAUUAAACCAGCUAAUGAUAACAGGAAACAACAUCUACAUCUUGUAUCCGUAUAUAUUCCGAAAUCUUCCAAACGUCCAACAUCUUGCUAUACAGAACAAUAACAUAAGUCAUAUAUCUGCCGCCGCUUUCUCUUCACUCAGCCAGUUGAUUGAGUUACGUCUCUCUGACAACAUGAUACGGUUUCUAUCACCAAAUGUGUUCAGUCAACUUGUCCAUUUAGAGUACUUGUUUCUGAAUGGAAAUAAGUUGACUGCAAUGCACAAUUUUGUGUUACAAAAACUGAAACAUCUUCAGUAUCUCGAUUUGUCAAGGAAUAAUUUUAGAACAUUCUAUGAUUCAGUUUUUGACGGUGCUGUAAAUCUACAAGAUUUACUGAUGAACGAGAACCAGAUAUGGUACAUCAGGUCCCGAUGGUUUGAGAAGCUGUCAAAAUUAAGAAGACUGGAGAUCCGUGCUAACGUAAUUACACGUAUCGAUCCGAGCUCAUUCAAAACUUUGACAAGUCUUGAGGAUUUGCACCUUUCUGCCAACAUAAUAAAUCUCAUAUCUAACGAAGCUUUCAGAAAUUUAUCUAGACUUAAAAAUUUAGACCUCGGAACUAACGACAUUAAUAAACUUGAACCAGGAUGUUUCGCUGGCUUAGAUUCUUUGGAUAACCUUGACCUGAGCGUAAAUAAACUUUCGUUUAUAAACAAUAAAACGUUUACAUCAACACCAUUAUUGAGAGUUCUUCAUUUAUCAAAGAAUUCAAUUAAAGAUGUAGAAGAAGCAGCGUUGCAUCCUUUAACAUUGCUACAGGAAUUGGACUUGUCGUACAACAAACUAAAAGUCGUUGAAAGUAAAACGUUUACUGGUUUAAUGGAGCUGAAAGAGGUAAAUCUGGAACACAAUAUUAUAUCAGAGGUCAAGAAUGAUGCAUUUAUAGUAGCUCCUUUAAAUCAACUGUCAAAAAUCACAUGGCUAAGUCUACAGUACAACAGGAUUAAAUCAUUAAAUGCAUAUUCAUUAUAUGGCCUUCCACAUCUAAAAUUCUUUAAUGUUGGACAUAAUAAACUUAAGACCAUACAUAGUAAAUCGUUUUAUACAUUAAUCAGCUUGCAAAAUCUUAUGAUGAAUAACAACAAACUUUCAACUCUUGAAGAUGGAUUAUUUACCAAUUUGAAACUUUUGUACUCUCUUUCAUUAGAAAACAAUAAAAUAUCAGUGAUUUCGGACAAUUCUUUCGUCGGGUUAAGAAAAUUAGAUGAUCUUAAUAUGAAGUCAAACAGACUUGAAAGUAUCUCAAAAAAUGCAUUCAGACAUCUUUCAGAUUUGACACAUCUUCAUCUAAGCAACAACUUGUUGUUUACCUUCGACUUUGGCGAUUUGGGUUUGGUUAAGAAACUUGAAAGCAUUGACCUUGGAUAUAACCGUCUAUUUGAGUUAAAGUUCCCCAAGCACAGAACACAUACUUUGAGGGAGCUUAUACUUUCUUAUAAUCAGUUACAAACGUUAUCUUCAAAUGCCAUAAAUAUAUUGGAGCCAAUCAGUAAUGCCUACCUGGACAACAACCCCUGGUCUUGUGACUGUAGAUUGGACUGGCUACCUAAAUAUAUCUCAGAAUAUAAAAUACGUUUAGGCAGGUCAAGCUUUAACACACUCUGUCGGGCACCGUCUUCAUUGUAUGGAGUCAAGAUAAGCGAUGUAGCUAUAAGAAACUUCCGUUGUGAUAAUAGUACUGUUUCAAAGAUGUUCAUGUGUCAGAAUCUACAGAUACGAUAUACAAAGCAAGCCAAGGAUGAUAUAAUGAGGAAAAGUAAACGGGAGGCGAGAAAUUGGCAUGUUAGUUUCCGAGCUGAGGAUAAUAAGAGCAACAUAAGUCGUGUCUGUAACGGAAUUCUCUUAACAAGUGACUGGGUGUUAACACGCCGUACCUGUUUUCAGUCGUAUAUACCUUAUAAUUCUUCAAAAGUUAUAGCAAAAGUAGGAAGAAAAGAAUCAAGACAAAUAGCUCUCAGUAUAGACUACUCCACCGACCAAACGGCGAAUGAUUUCGAUUUGCGUUUAAUUCGGUUGGCAACAAAGAGAACAUAUGACGACUCGGAAACAUUACCAUGCAUUUUAACGCAUUCACAGUAUCACCAGCUUGCAACCGUCAUUCCGGAAGCAAUUUUUACUGUGAGGCGUUAUACGAAUGAGACACGAAAGUGGAAACUUCUAGCAAAAAGAGGAAAGAUUGCUAAGAAAUGUGAUAACAACGGUAGUAUUUGUGUAAGAGUCAAAACGCCUGAGCAGUUGAAUAUGCAAGGUUCCCCACUUUCUCUCCGUUACCAAGGGAUAUGGUAUCUAGCUGGCCUAGGGAUCACUGUUAAUUCAACGGAAUUGAAGAGUUCAAAGUUUACACCUCUCUGGACGGUGAAUGAAUGGUUAGCAGCAACAAUAUAUGAAAUUGAUAAAAAAUGUCGAUUUCUUACAACAGAUAAAAAGACAAACGUUUUAUGUGAAAAUUUGAGCCUGAAUGGUGUGUUGAAAUCGGACAAGGUUCUUCACGUGUAAACGUACAAAAAGUUGUAGGGCAAUCGAAUAUAUAUAAAAAAAUUGUUUCCUAUGUCAUGAACUGACCCGGCUGUUUUCUUUUUUAGCAAAACAGAGGGCCUUAAAACAUGCAAUAAUAGGCAAAGUGUGAAUUAUUUGCCAAUUAUUUUUAUAUGUAGUCUAUUAUAUUAUUUGAGAACCAAAAUAUUUUGAACAGUAAAUUUAUUUACUUAAGUAUCAGAUGAGAUCCUUUCCAAAAUCCUAAAAAAAAAACGGAAAAUAUGCAAAUGAUAAUAAAAAGAUAUAUUUAGUAAUAAAUUGAUAAUCAACAUUUUGAGCAAUUCCUGUUUGAGUUAAAAGCGUUUAACGGUAUUUAUCUUAGGUCAUUUUACACGAUUAGAAUUUUAGAAAAAAACUGAGAAAGUGAAUUAUCUGAAAUUUGCACACAAGUUAUUAGUCCAGAUCUUCAUCAAAUGGAAAAAAAAUAUUUCUAUCUCCAUCAAUCGCAGUCCCUCCACACCACAUAAGAUUAUUGGAUUCAAUAAAUGUACCUGAAACAAACGGUAAUCGAGAAAACUGCCAAAAAAUAAUGUAUGCUUUCACGAAAAAUGAAAAAUUAUACCACUUAUAUACGUUUCCCGUCACUUUGAAAUAGUUUUAUGUUACAAAAAAUUGUAUUGAUUUGAAUACUGCUAUUUAUAGUUUCUGUCCGUCCCUGUAUUACUUCUAAACAGAAACGAAAACUGUUGUAAAAAUAUUUUCUUUCACAAUAAACACAAAUUACAAUAGUCAAA
Molecule: messenger RNA, 4652 nt
Organism: Ruditapes philippinarum (Manila clam)
Lineage: Eukaryota; Metazoa; Mollusca; Bivalvia; Venerida; Veneridae
Product: insulin-like growth factor-binding protein complex acid labile subunit
Exons: 5
Coding region: 874-3879 (1001 amino acids)
Biological process (GO): proteolysis
Molecular function (GO): protein binding; serine-type endopeptidase activity
Source: RefSeq, a predicted model, not a curated record